Molecule: messenger RNA, 345 nt
Organism: Fomitiporia mediterranea MF3/22
Lineage: Eukaryota; Fungi; Basidiomycota; Agaricomycetes; Hymenochaetales; Hymenochaetaceae
Exons: 2
Coding region: 1-345 (114 amino acids)
Source: RefSeq, a predicted model, not a curated record
AUGUAUCCUACCCAUAUACCGGAUUCGUUACCCCGGUAUAUCGACGCUGUUAUCAUCGGCUCCGGGAUCACUGGUGCGAGUGUUGCACGCACUCUUUUCCGUGAAGAAGGCUCGGACCUCAGAGCCUUAAUGCUGGAAGCAAGGGAAACUUGUUCUAGUGCCGCUGAUGGUAGAGCUGUUCUUCCCGAUAAUGUAGAACUUGACUGGAAAGAUUCAACUCUUCCGAGAUUGCUCUUUUCUGACCGUGCAUGUACUGAAAAAUAUGUUUGGAUUCUACUUGUUCUUAGCGAGGGAGACCCAAAAACAAAGCUAUUUUUUUUUUGGCAAAGUCGAUCCAGACUCUAA